AAUGCAACAAUGCAAGGCAAUUACAUGCUGCAGAUUGCUAACACGUGGGUAGACCAGGGGAGGGGGAGAAAAAGAAUCUUGGCGCGCCUUGCUUCUAUUGGCUGCUCUGAGCCGUCCCUCCUCUUUUGAUUGGCUGAAGCCUCCCGCGUAGGCCACGCCUAUCCGAAUGUUUAAACCCCAAGUGGGUUUUCCUCCCCUGCCAGCCAGGGAGGGAGUCUCUUUUCCGAUUGGGCAAGAGCUUUCCUUUGAUGCUUGUAGCGCGACUUCCUAUUGGCUCUUGGAGGCGCGGGGAUAGAAUCUUCGUACAGAGCAGAGGCGUUCCAAGGCGCCACGUGGAGCAGUUUUGGCGGGAAAGGGGCGCUGCAGUGGGUUUUAUAAAAGGCGGUGGCUGGGAAGGGCUGCUUCCUUUUUCUUCCCCCCAAAGGCCAUGCUUUUGGCUCAGGCUGCUCUCGGCUUCCAGGGUCCUGGAGGAGCCCCACUGGCCUCAGAUGCCCCUGACGCUGAUGGAGAGGAAGCUUGCAACUUAUUGGGGAAGGCGACUUUGGAGACACGCUACCGUCUGGGAGCAUUGAUUGGAAGCGGGGGCUUCGGCACCGUCUACGCUGGAACGCGGCUCAGCGAUUCUCUCCCGGUGGCCAUUAAAUAUGUUGCCAAAGAGCGAGUCUUGCAGUUCCAGCACAUGAACGGCAGCCUUGUUCCAUUGGAAGUUGUUCUGAUGAAAAAAGUGUCCUCCCCGGGUUGCAGAGGCAUUAUCCGUCUCCUGGAUUGGUUUGAACAGCCUGACUCAUACUUCAUUGUGAUGGAGCGCCCCCUGGUGUCUCAGGAUUUGUUUGAUGUCAUCACGGACAGGGGCCCGCUCCCGGAGAAUUUGGCCGCCAGCUAUUUCCGGCAGGUGGUGGAGGCAGUGCGCCAUUGUCACCUAUGUGGUGUACUGCAUCGGGACAUAAAGGAUGAGAACAUCCUGGUGGAUCUUCUACAUGGUGACCUGAAGCUUAUAGACUUUGGCUCAGGGGCAUUGCUUCGGGAUUCCCCGUACACGGAUUUUGAUGGCACAAGGGUAUAUAGCCCCCCUGAGUGGAUAAAGUAUCAUCGGUACCAUGGCCUGCCUGCAACUGUGUGGUCACUAGGUGUCCUGCUAUAUGACAUGGUGUGUGGGGACAUCCCUUUUGAACGUGAUGAAGAGAUUCUCCUUGGAAAACUCCACUAUCACUGCAGGCUAUCCUCAGACUGCCGUCACUUGAUUGAGUGGUGCCUCUCCCUCACCCCGGAGAAACGACCUUCUUUGGAGCAGAUUCUGGGGCACCCCUGGCUCCUCACCUACCUGGAGCAGAGCGGACGCAAAGUGCCACAGCAGCCCACAGGGCCUAAAGCUGGCACUAGCCUGUGACUAUGGUGGCCUUUGGCCAUCACUGGGGAAGGAGGCCUUCAUGGAGUGGAUGGGAACAUCUUGGCUUCUCCUGCGACAACCAACUAAUGCGAUCACUGCCUCUUAUUCCUGCUGAUGAACUGAGCGGCUGUCCCUGGUGCACAGGCCUUAUUACCAGGGGCACCUUGUCCAACCCACGUGACCGUUGACAACCUCAUUAGACAAUGGGGCUAGUAUUCCAGUCCCUAGCCAAGACAGUAGAGACCAAUGGGCACCCUUCUGUUUACACAAGGACUUUUGCUUGCCCUCCUUGCCUUUCUGCUUUGGCAAGGGGCAGAAGUUAAGCACAAAGCAAGCAGCAUUUUGAGGCUCCCAGUGCUGGCUUCCUCCUGUACACCUUGAUCAGUAUUGGAGCCCCCUCAGGACACCUCUUGGAGACAGGAGGAUUGGAUUUAUGUUUUAAUGCAGUAUGGAUAUGGCACUGUCUCUGCAUGUGCCAGGUUGUUAUUUAUUUAGGGGGACAAACCUGUUGGCCUUUGCUGCUUCCUGUUGUGUUAAUGCAAAGUAUAUACCUGCCAUAAGUUUUUGAGUGUUAGAAAUGUUUUCUUCAGUCCAGCCAGAAAGUGGAUACUUUAAUGCAGAGACGCUUCAGCCUAUCAGAUGUUGAUGAACUCCUACUUCUGUCAUGGCCUUAACUUCAGCUUGUCCGACGGGAAUGAAAGUUCAGCCACAUCUACAGAGCCACAAGUUCCUCAGCCCUGUAGUAAUGUUGUACUGUUAACAAUUCUCCUCCUUGCCUCGCGUUUCCAUUCCUGUUUAGCCAUUCCAAGUCUAUAUCUAGUGCUUAUCCUAGUGGGGUUUUUCAUUCUCUCCUUUGUGCCCUUGGGGUAGAGGAAAGUGAAAAAACAAAACAAAAUGAAGAGCAUCUAACCCCAUUAAAAAGUGCACCCAAAGCCAAAAAAGAAGUGCAAGUUAUUUUAAAAUUGAACUUUGGGGGUAAGGUAGGGGUAGAAUAUCCCUGGCUUCAGGCCUCUUCUGUCAAAUAUAGAUUUCAGUUUUAUAUGUAAGUUCUGGCUCAUGUUGGAGUAGGUCAAAGGGAGAUUCUGGGAAACAUUUGACCAACCAGAUACUUAAGUUCCAGAGACAUCCACUAGUAUAGCCACUGCCCAGUAGCUAAGCAUGAGGAGUUGCAAAGAUUUUCCCUCUUUGCCUUCGUCCAUCUGAAGUAACUAGGCCAGAGUAUUCUUGUCUUUUAAUGGGAUGUUCUUACUUGGCAAGGAGUGAGGCCAGGGGCUUUUUCAGUUACAUGAAUUGACGCUAGAAAAGGAUUCAGAUUCUGUACUUAGAAUUUCUGGGGCUUUCUUUUAGCUUUCCAAGCAUGAGUAUGGAGAGGACAGCUAUACCCUGAGUCAAGUCUCCUAUCAAUGUGGAUCUUCUACCUCGCUGCCAGCUAUGGGGGAAGAAUUGGCUUCAUGGGAAGCUAGUUCUGUCCUGGAUAUAUGCUGUUCUUGAAUCACCUAUGCAGAGGUCUGGUUUGCAAACUUUGGUGAGUUAUGGUAGCGAGCCAGAAUAUGUACUUGCUAGGAGCCUGCCCAGCUUGGAUUGGGAGAGCCUUCCUUUGAUAUCAAACUCUGUUGGAAAGCUAGAGUGACUAGGAGGGGGGAUUACCUGUUCUCUUUCACAACUCAUCCUUAUUGGGCUGGGGGUGAAAGAAUGAGAAGUCGGACUAUUUAUGUCUUCAAGGCUCAGCUUGGCAUCCACAAGAAUCCUUCACUUUUUUGGGAUUUGGCUUUCCUUGAUGUUGCCCUUGCCAGGUCUCAACUGGGAGGUGAGGUAACAAGUACAUUUGUGCUUGCAGAACUUGUUUUGACUGUGGCUCCCAGAAUCCUCUUCGGUGUGGCCAGUGGGAGAGUGGGUGUUGUAGUCAAACAAAAAAAUUCUCCAAGCCCUGCUUUAUGCUUCCACCAUGUUUGAGACUGGUGCAUUCAAGCAAUCUUAAAAUUCCUGUUUUUGUUAGCUUUCUGGCACUAACUGUCUCUAAGAGAUAAACAGAAUUCUAGCCAAGAGAAACUGGAGCAUAAAAGGGGGGGAGGGGGGGUUUGAAGGAGGAUACAAAACUAAAAUCCAACCUAUGGAAGUGGCAGCAUCAUGUUCUGAGCCUUCCACCUCUGGCAACAUAACUGAGGAGUACUGCUAUGCCAGUUCUGGUUUGGUCUUGUAUUUGUGGAUAUUUGUGUGUUUAUGUUUAAUAUUGUGUCCCAUGCACAUUAGUGCAACCACAUAACACAGUGCCUCGCCCGUUUGGGCUCCAGCAUCUACAAAACCCUUUCUGGGAUUUAAAUAAACUUUUAUAAGAAAAA
Messenger RNA from Sceloporus undulatus (fence lizard), 3726 nucleotides. Its product is annotated as serine/threonine-protein kinase pim-1-like. The record is from RefSeq and is a predicted model, not a curated record. Gene Ontology annotation, biological process: regulation of mitotic cell cycle; negative regulation of apoptotic process; protein autophosphorylation. The coding region runs from base 428 to 1387 and encodes 319 amino acids. Lineage: Eukaryota; Metazoa; Chordata; Lepidosauria; Squamata; Phrynosomatidae. The transcript is spliced from 6 exons. Gene Ontology annotation, cellular component: cytoplasm. Gene Ontology annotation, molecular function: ATP binding; protein serine/threonine kinase activity.